Molecule: messenger RNA, 1317 nt
Organism: Plasmopara halstedii
Lineage: Eukaryota; Oomycota; Peronosporomycetes; Peronosporales; Peronosporaceae
Product: ricin b lectin-like protein
Exons: 1
Coding region: 1-1317 (438 amino acids)
Source: RefSeq, a predicted model, not a curated record
AUGAAACUCUUCAUUCCUACCCUCAUCGCCGGCGUGGCACUAACACUUAAUCACGCGGAUGCACUUAACGUCAAGCUCUAUGGUGUAAACUACAGCAUCCGUAAGGGACCUGAAUGGGCUUCUGUUGAUGGAAAGUGCAAGACCGAAGCCGAGGUGGCCAAGGAUAUGGAAACGCUCGCAACGGUAACGGAACGAGUUCGUAUCAAUAAUUUGUUGGACUGCAACGUGUCCUCGCUCGUACUACCUGCUGCCAAGAAAGCCGGCCUUAAGGUGCAUCUCGGUAUCUGGGUGUCCAAGGGCGAAGAGCAAAUGCAGAAUGGAAAGGACCAAUUGGCCAGUCUUAUUCAGUCGGGCUUAUACGACAACAAUGUCGUCGCGGUGGACGUAGGGUCUCAAUCAAUCUCUCGUGAGCAAGUUGACGCGGAUAUUGCCGUUACUCAACUGAAUUCGGUUCGUGAUCAAAUUCGCCAAAGCGGCUUUGACACACCUGUCACGAUCGCUGAAACGAUUGAUACCUACGUGGCAAACCCAAAGCUUACCGAUGCGGUGGAUUUCGUUAACAUCAUUUACUUUCCUUUCUGGGAGCGCGUCCAAAGCAACGAAGCUGCCUCCAGAGUCCUUGAUCGUCUAAGGAACUUACGUAUGACAGCUGAGUUAGCUCACAAGAAUAUUGAAAUCGCAGAGACUGGUUGGAGUUCACGUGGAACGGAUCCAAAUGCUGCUGUUGCCAGUCCACAAGACCAGGCCAGGUUUUUGUUGGACAUGCACCAUGUGUACGUUGAAAACGAAAUCCCUUUCUACUGGUACACCUCCAGUGACCAGCCAUGGCGUGUGAAAGAGAUCGAGGCAAACUUUGGUCUUUUCACAAACAACACUCUUAAGCCAAACAUUGACCAACUGAACAUCACCCUGACAAAUGCGAACUUCAUCCAGAAUGAAGCGACGAGUUUGUACUUGUCGGAAUCUGUGAACGAAGUUUACAUGUGGGAAAAGUCGAAUGAUACCAUGGCUACGGAAGAGCAGGUAUGGCGCUGGAAUCCUGAUACGCAACAAUUGCGUUGCCAGAGCAAUUUCCAGUGUCUUGACGCUUACCAGCCUCAAGACCGCGGUUUCGUCCACAUGUGGCCUUGCAUUGACACCGAACGCAAUCAAAAGUGGAAUUUUGACCCUGACUCCAAACAGCUCAAGCACGCCUCAUACGUUGGCUUAUGUCUUGACAUUGAUAUACUACGCUCGAAUCGUAUUCAGCUCUUCACUUGCUCGAACUCGAGUUUGACCCAGAAGUGGCAAUUCUUUGAAAAACCCUCGGCUUACUAA